AUGUAUCAUCACAGCCUUCGUCAAGAUGUCUUUAUAAAGGAAGAGUACCAUUAUUUAAACGUUCCUCAAGUUGGAACAUUCACAGUGUAUGACAGCCUUGACUGCACCUUUGAAUGCCUCGGCAAUCCUUCCUGUUUGUCCUUCAACCUGGCAGCUUACAAAGGAGCAGAUGGAAAGUUGCGGUGUGAGUUGUUAUCCUCAGAAAAGUACAGCAAUCCUGAGGAAUAUAAAAGGAACGAGAGUUUUCAUCACUUUUCCAUCAAGGUGGGGUAAAAUCUUUGCAUAGAGUUUAUUUUAAUAUCUUACUUUAAAAAGUAAGAUAUUUUUUGUUAUCCCAGUCUAUGCGAUUUUUGAUAACCUGAGAACACGAAUCGACGUAAAAGUGACUACCGCACGAUAACAAGUCGGGGUUAUUCAGUCGAAUGUCAUUUCUCCUUUUUUUAUACUUCUAGAUCUGCAAUCAACACUUUUACGCAAAACAAAAUUAACUGUAAUUAAUUAUAUAGCAUUUGACAUCAACCUUUUUAAAAACUAUUUCAGACUCCAUGUAUGUCAUCACCUUGCCAGAACGGAGGCACCUGUGUAGCGAACUACAAGUAUCACUCGUUUGACUGCCGUUGCAAAGAUGGGUUUUAUGGAGAAUUUUGUGAAGAAGGUAAUUCAGACCGGGGCCCCCGUUCAAGUUAGGACAACCAAACUUAGCGGUUUUUAAUACCUAAAAUUUAUCUGGGAACAUUUUAAAGGCGUAGUGACGUGUACGUCAACAUUGAUGUUACCCUGGCAACCGAGUUUUGGCAGCCAUGUUUUUCAAAAUUUGCAUUUUCUCUAAAAAAUAGGUUUAUUUGUUUCUUUUUAUUACUGAUUGAAUUAUUACGUUAUCUACUUCUUUUUUUCAGUUGCCAAGUCCUCAUGCCAAGACGAUUAUAAUCAGCUCACAGAAAAGUGAGUAAAUCUAUGCAUAGUAAUUUAAUUGAUGAGGAUAGAUCAGUUAAAGUCCGGGAGAUCAUUCGGAGUGCAUCAGUACUGUGUUUAUGAGCCACAAAAACAUCCAAAAAAUCACUCAAGCCUCAAAAACGAAUACAUUUUGUGUUGCAGAGAAUGUCGAUAUCGCUUAAUUGUUGGAAUUUGUAUCGUGGCUGAUGGACUCUAUUACAGCCUUUGUUCUUCACCAGGAAACUUAAGGUUAUUAGAGACCUUAAUCGUAAAAACUGUUGAAUUUUUGAAACAAAUGAUUGGUACUGUUAAGAUAAUAAAAACCAUAAUCUGUGAACACCACCAUCCUGCACUGAAGGCCCUCCAGCAAAAAAAGUUGUCGAUGAAAUGCAGUGGAACCCCUCCCUUUCGCUUAAUGCGAACAUCCCUAUAAAACGAAUGGUUCGUUUGUAGCUACCAAAAGUUCAGAUAUUUCACUGCUCAUAUGUAAACCUGGUUAAUAUGGAAAACGAACACUUUUCUGUGUCCCAAAUCACAAACUGUCAUAUAAUAAUUAUCCGUAACUUUCCCGGGAGGUCCUCAAUAAAGUUUUAUACAGGGAAGCUCAGCUAACUAUUUGCAGAAAAGGUACUCCUUUCGUAUACCAUUCCAUUCAUCUCUAAUGGUUGAGGGUUCGAGCGGCUUGUUGCAGGCAUUUUAUCCCUGGGUGGUACUCAACAAAUUUUUACGGGGAAGCCCUGCCCCGAGGUCCAUGUCCUUACAUUUCCACAUUCCAUUUUUGACAGAAAAGGUUCUCCUUUCGUAUACCAUUCCAUCCCUUUUGGCGCUCGAGGGGUGGAGUGGCUUGUUACAGGCAUUUUAAAAUGAUCUCAGACCAUACAACGGUCAAUUGGAAGAAAGACUGCCUUAUCAAAAUCAAACUUACGCGCUAUUUUGCAGUUUCUAUUUUUUAGUAACAAAAUCCUAUUAACCUACAGUGAUCUAGAAUUAUUUGAACAGGGUUCAUUGUAUGCAGUUAGUACGUGAUCGUGACAACGAAAUAGACAGUGUGAAGCGAGGAGGCCAGUGGUCACCAGUGUCCAUAAAGCGGGGCUGACGAUAUAUGAGAUUUUCUGACUUGGGAACACAGAAAAGUGUCCGUUUUCCGUAUUCACCGUUGUCCGUAUUAAACGGGUUGGAGAAACUACGUGAGCAUCAAUAAACAUGAAAGACUACUGAAUAUCUGUGUAACAUGUUCUGAGUGCUUGUCAAAAACAACCAAUCCAAGUCUUAGGUAGCUCACGGGUAAAAUAGAGGUCCUUUGACGUCAGAUGAGAAAAACAUCAUGCGCACUAUUUUCGUGGUUCUUCGGUCGCCCCUUUCUUCUUCCUUCUGAACAUCUGCUACGCUGUUUAGCCAUCUUCGAUGUCCAAAUUUACUUCCUACAGAACACUUUAUUCAAAUAAACUUUAUUAAAGUUAGGGGAAGAGCAGCACAGCUUGCGGGUAAGAUAAAGCAAAAAUAUAUAAUUAUCAACCUGUGCUGGAGGUGAAAUUAUAUCGGUCCAAAGUACAUUAAUCGUAUAGUGACUCCCAGUAACAUAAUGGGGAACCUGAGAAAUUUAGAUUUGACUGAGACUGUACUGAAUUACAUUUAAUGAGAUCUCAUUUUGUACAGGUUGAACGUGAGUCAGUUGGUCACUCUCCUCCUUGACUCCAAACUAGUUUCAGUUCUCUGUCACUUUGGAAAUUUUGGAUGCGGAGAUGGAGGAUGGACACCGGUCAUGAAAAUGGACGGCAACAAGCUAGGACAUUUGUGUACGUUUUCC
Messenger RNA from Porites evermanni, 2740 nucleotides. NCBI's taxonomy places the organism in Eukaryota, Metazoa, Cnidaria, Anthozoa, Scleractinia, Poritidae. The record is from the annotation of a GenBank genome assembly.